CAGGAGGCACACAGGAAAGGGGGACGCAGAAACUGAGAAGGACAGAGAGAGAGAGAAAGAGAGAUAGAGAAAGAGAGAGAGAGGGCAAAUAAAAGUGGAGACAGGUUUAUUUUACGCACGGGGGGUGAAACCGAGGAAGAGGAGGGUGAAGGAGCGCUGGAUUUGUUUUCCUCAGAACGUGUCUCCUCUCACUCCCAUGACUCCGGGAGGAUUCCAGCUGAACGCAGCCGCUCCGGAGGAAUUGAUGGUGUCUGCUGGGGGACGCGGAGCCGAGGGGAGGAAUCUGAGCGCGCUGGGCUGAACCAUGCCGACCCUGUGGAUCCUAACUUUGGCGAUCUCCCUGAGCCGAGUGUGGUGCGUCCGCUUCUCCCAGGAGCCUGCGGACCAGUCGGUGGUGCUGGGAGAACGGGUGGUGCUGUCCUGCCUGGUCUUCAACUACAGCGGCAUCGUCCAGUGGACCAAGGACGGCCUGGCGCUGGGCAUCGGCGAGGGUCUGAGAGCCUGGCCCCGGUACCGGGUGCUGCGGCAGUACGACAUCGGCCAGUACAACCUGGAGAUCUCCAACGCCGGGCUGUCCGAUGACUCCCUGUACGAGUGUCAGGCCACGGAGGCCGCGCUGCGCUCCAGGAGGGCAAAGCUCAAUGUGCUCAUCCCCCCCGAGGACCCGGUGGUGGACGGAUCCCCGGAGCUCCUGCUGAUGGCCGGGACUCCGUUCAACCUGACCUGCGUGACCCGCGGGGCCAAGCCUGCAGCACACAUCCAGUGGACCAAGGAUGGAGUCGCUGUGGAGGGAGCCCACCAGUCCACGGAGGUGCUGCCGGACAGGAAGAGGGUGACCACCAGGAGCUACCUGCCCCUCAUGCCAUCCGACACUGACAGCGGCAGCAACUUCACCUGCGUGGCCAGCAACCCGGCAGUGCCCAUGGGCAAACGAGCCACCGUCGCCCUAAACGUCCACCAUCCACCCACGGUGACGCUGUCCAUCGAGCCUCGCUCCGUCCUGGAGGGGGAGAGAGUCACCUUCACCUGCCAGGCCACCGCCAACCCUCCCAUCAUGGGCUUCAGGUGGGCUAAAGGGGGCGUGCUGCUGGACGGGGCCCGGGAGAGCGUGUUCGUCACCACAGCAGAUCACUCCUUCUUCACCGAGCCCGUGUCCUGUCAGGUGUUCAACGCCGUGGGGAGCACCAACGUCAGCAUCCUGGUGGACGUGCACUUUGGCCCAAUUCUGGUGGUGGAGCCGCGGCCGGUGACAGUGGACGUGGACUCUGACGUGACCCUGAACUGUAAGUGGUCUGGAAACCCUCCUCUCACCCUCACCUGGACCAAGAAGAGCUCCAGCAUGGUGCUGAGCAACAACAACCAGCUGCACCUGAAGUCCGUGAGCCAGGCGGACGCAGGUCAAUACGUCUGCAAGGCCAUUGUGCCCCGGAUCGGAGUGGGAGAGACGGAGGUGACGCUCACCGUCAACGGUCCCCCCAUCAUCUCCAGUGAUCCGGUGCAGUACUCUGUCAGAGGCGAGAGAGGAGAGAUCAAGUGCUACAUCGCCAGCACCCCGCCGCCCGAUAAGAUCGUCUGGGCGUGGAAGGAGAACGUGUGGGAGAAGGAGAAGGGCACCCUGAUGGAGAGGUACACGGUGGAGCAGAGCAAACCUCCGUCUCAGGGCGGCGCUGUCCUCUCCACCCUCACCAUCAACAACGUCAUGGAGUCGGACUUCCACUCGCCGUAUAACUGCACCGCCUGGAACGCGUUCGGACCCGGCACCAUGAUCAUCACCCUGGAGGAGAAGGAUAUUGUUCCAGUGGGAAUUAUCGCCGUCAGUACCGUGGGCUCCUCCAUUCUGCUGCUUAUGUUUCUACUGGCACUCGGCUUCUUCCUCUACCGCCAACGCAAAGGCAGUCGCCGGGGUGUCACCCUGGGUAAACCAGACAUCAAGGUGGAGACAGUCAACAAAGAGACCCACAGCCUGGAGGAGGAGGCGGCCAACGUCUCCACAGCAACCCGGAUGGUCAAGGCCAUGUACUCCUUUCUGCCCUCUGUUUCCCUCUCUCCCUCCACUCAGCCGUUCAAAGACGACAUGGACCUGAAGCAGGAAGUGCGGAGCGAGAGCGACACCCGGGAGGAGUACGAGCUCAAGGAUCCAACCAACGGCUACUACAACGUCCGAGCCACCACCCACGAUGAGGCGCGCCCCCAGUCCCGGGCCAUCCACUACCAGGGAGAGUUCCGACCCCCGAACCCAAACAGUGGGCCAGCCGGGGCCUCGCCCGGCGGACCCUCGGCCACCCCCGGCGGUGCAGUUCCCCCCAGCGGAGUGCCAGGCUCAAGGACAGGCUGCUAUGACCCCCGCCCGCCUUCCAGGAUGUCCCACGCCAGCUACGCCCAGUUCAACACUUUCUCCAGGCCGCAGCCGAGCCAGCAAGCCCCCCCCAACCCGACUCUUCAAUCGCCCGGAGAUUACCCGGGAGACUGCGGCAUGAUGGAGAGCACAACCCAGAUGGCCUAUGACAACUACGGAUACCCCUCCCAGUAUCCCAGCUACCGCAUGGGCUUUGCCCCGCCCAUAGAGGAAGGGCCAUCCUAUGAGAUGUAUGCAACAGGACAAGGGAGCGGGCCAGGACCAGGGCCAGGACCAGGACUAGGACCAGGACCAGGACUAGGACCAGGACCAGGACAUGGGCCAGGACCCGGCCAAGGACAAGGACCAGGGCCAGGACCUGGACCGGGACAACAAAGUCCUGAAACAGGGCUGGGGAAUUACGGAAGCUCCACCCGCUUCUCAUACUCGUCUCCACCAUCUGACUAUUCCCAGAGACACACACAGCGGAUGCAGACUCAUGUGUGAGAACACACACAUACACACACACACACACACACUUUUGACUGACUUUUUGCAUCAGCAGCACUUAUACCACAUGAAGAAACUUUGAAACAAAAACAAAACAUUCAAGGAUCUGGUGCAUGGAAGUCAAGUUAAUGUUCAAAAACCUAAAACAACACAUCAUUUCACAGCAGCAUCGCAUACACAAUAGGUAGCAGCAAUACAACACGUGCAAAGCCACAGUCACACACAAUCGCGCAGCCCUUCUGUUGCAUGCUUCGACACGAGCAACAGACACAAUCAUGAGCAAAGAGCGAUGAAGAGAGGAGCGAGCACUUUGAGGACCAGACAAAAAGAGGAGCAGCGUAACAAAAGAAACUUCUCCUCCUGCGAUCCUCGUUUCUCCUCUUCGAUCUUCUCCCUGCAUCACCCCCCCCCCCCCCGCCUCUGUAAAUAAGUGCAACUUCACAUUCAGAAGUCAUUUCCUUGUACAAAACCUUAAACAGUGGGAUGCAGCAAACUUCCCUGUAAUCCACACGUUUUGCAUAUUCUAACUUUUGCAAAACAUACACACACACAGACACACACACACACACACACACAGAGACACACACACACACAGGUCUUUAAAGACUCAUUUGUUUCUAUACAUUGCAGCAACAGGGCAGCUUGGACUAUAACCACAUCUGGCACUUUGUGAUCCUCUCUCCUCACUAUAACCUACCGAGCUCUACCUUGAUUUGAGCGGGACAAAUCUUCCUGAGGCGGUGCAGUGAGCGACCGGAGUGCCAAUGCGUGCGUGCCAACACACACAGACUUUGAUCGAGGUGUGUCUCCUCUUUUUGUAAAGUGUACGUGACGAGAUGCUCCGGACGCCACAUCGGAGAGGAGAGGUAGCAAGCGUCUCUGGAAACUCCUUCUCCUCCUCAUCUCUCACUUUUAUCAUCAUGAUGCAUUUCUCUACUUCACAUUUCACUCAAGGUCGAAGCCGUAAACUGUAUUUGUGAAGCGAAGUGUGGCGGGAGCGCGUUUCUUUUUGUUUUAAGCAUUUAAGCAUUUUGUACAGAAAAGAUACCUCCCCUGUCCUCAAGUGUCAAAAAAAAGUAUUUGUUUCUCUCACUUGCACAGUAGAAUAGAUUUUUUUUCCAUAUUUAUACCAGAAACGCGAGUGGAAAGAAAUGGCAUUACAUUUUAUAGUAUUUUUAUAAGGAGUUGUGGACCAAAGGUUCCGAGUUAUUGGGUGACACUCGCUUUGUAACGUGGCAACGUGAUCGUUCCUGGAAACCUUUUGAGUUUCUUUAAAAAGAGAUGGAUGGUAUUUUUAAAGCGGAUGUUGUAGAUUUAAAUUAGAAAUAAAAAAUGAAGAGAUUCAUUCCAAAGUGGUGAAAUCUCUUCGGGGGGGUUUCUCUGCUUGGUGUGAAGCUCUUCCUUCGACUUCCGGUCUUGUGACUGGACUGCCUUUUUGUAAACGUCGACGACAUUCAGAGCGAUGGAUGGAGAAGAAGCUGCUGCUCACUUUGAGCCGGCUGCAAACUUUCUAACUGAUGAGAAGGUUCACGUGUAGUUUAACAUAUCAAACUGAAGGUACAGAGAAGUCCUGGAGCUCCGAUGGUACUUUGUACAUUUAUCUGUAAGUACGCUGGUUCCCUCACUGCAACGGAAACUUUGUACGUCUGAGCUUUUUACCCAUUUCGUUGUGUCAGCCUUGUCGUUUGUGUGUGUGUCCGUGUGUGUGACUGCGGCUUUUGACCACACAGCUCGUGAUGAUCUGUGUUUAAAUAUAUAUCUUUUUUUUGCUCUAACAUCAAAUGAUGAACACAAAUGUCACGUUCGUCUGCUUUGUCUCCAAACGCAAAAGAAGGACAAAAGAAGCCGCGUUGCUUUGUGUGCUUUUCCAUUAAUGAAUUAAAACUCUGAGCAGUUCACAAAAGGCUUUUUAAAGGCCGAACAAUGUGGAUUAUUAUCUGCGUAGCGAGUACAACUGCAAAGUUUGAAUAAUAAGCUGAAAGAGGAUUGAGUGGCUGAUACAAAACGUUAUAUUAAGUAGGAAUUGCUGAAAACGGCGUGUUAUAACUUCCUCACAUUGGUUUUCAGACAUUUCAUUUGAGCUGUAGAGAUUUUUCUUUUCAAGUGCAAACUAAUUUUCUUGUCACAACAGUGCACUAGAAAAUCCGUUUUGGCCUGAUUCAUGUACAAAUUCUGUAUUUCACCUCAACAGGAAAUUAUUCGACUUCUUCUAACUUGCAUAAUAUUUGACUUGCUAAGUAACUGAGAUUAAAUUCUACAUCUUUCACUCUUUUUUAAACUUCUGCUGGUGACCACGUGGAAACUCCUUCAACGAUUCGUCUCUAACUUCUCCUGAGGGCACAUCUGUUUUAUUCCACAGACAAAGUGAAGGAGGGAAUUCCACAGAGACACACCCACUUACUAUCUGCACCAGGUUAUUCAGCCUUUAAAAAUGAUGGAUGGCGCUUUGCAAAAGAUCAGAGGCCACAAGGGUGAAGCCAGGAAUCUCAGCACCUCUAUCACUAAUCAUUGAGUGUUAAUACUCAUAAGCCGCCGCAUCAAACCUUCCCAGAUACAGUAUAUUAUGGUAAUUUUCUCAUAUUUAUUGCCCCUAUUUUGAAUAAACACUCUGAAAAAGGAAAUCAUCUCUGAUUAGAAUAUCAGAUCGAACCUUGUAGCUUCAAGGUCACGAUAUAAAACCACUACCGCAGUUAUGGAGAGAAGAAUGGCAGAUGGAGCACCCUUUUAAAUUGAUAUGGUUAUCACAGCCUUGGUACUGCAUACUAUUACCUCUUUACAACCGUUUUACAGAGUUGUAGCGGCGCCGUCGCCUCUUCUGCAUCCGACUCACAAUGUCGUCAUGACCUUGUGUGGAAAGAGUUUGACACCGAGGAGCCACCACAGCCGGCAGACACACAACGGGGUCCUCGUCGUUACCUUUUAACCAAUCAUGGUCUGUUGACGGUGCGGAGAUAUGAAUCUAUUAAAUACACCUCCGAUGCCACGAGUGCUAAAGGGAUGUUUGGAUUCGGUUCUGCGAUGAAAAGAUGAUGAAGGUGAGGAAUGGAAUGUAGAGGUGUUGUCUCCUCCUCUUCCUCACAUGCACCUCUCUGAGCGGUGGGUGAUGACUCUUUGCUCUCUGCUCUCUCCAGCGUCACGUUAAUCGCCACCUACCUGCUUCCAGAUUUAGAGGUUGAUCCUCUGAAAGGAAUCACAGCAAACCCUCUCUCGCUGCUUUCUUCCAAAUUCCCUCUAAGAGCAAUCCAGCUUGUGUACACGUGUGUGUAUGUUGUGUAGCUUCACUAACUCAUAACAUCCAUCCUCCGUGUUCACUACUUCACGAUCUCCUCUCUUCUUAUGGUUAUCUGUAUUUGAAAACUUAUUUUCUCGAUAUUACCUUGUGGUGUUUCAUCGCCGGGGGAAGAAACUUUUAUUCAGAGUAUUUUAUUUUAUCUUGGAAGCAUCGGAUGGGGGGGGGGGGGGAAGAGUGAACGUGUGCAUCUGUGGCCAAAAUGACUCAACUCCCAACCAGGCCACAACAAAUAGCUCAAAUCCUGUCUCAACUAGGCCAACCCAGGCUAGAACCAGGCCAGACCCAGAGCUAACUGCUCUGAUGCAUGCUGUGCUGGGCCGUGCCGUCCCCGGCCAACAGUGACUCGCGUGGCUCGGUGUCAACUCUUACCUUUUGGAGUUUUCGGUGCCAAAAGACAAAGCAAAGCAAAAGAAAAUGUACUGAGCAAACAAAAAAAUGCAGCAGCCAUAUGUGUUUAUUGAGUGUGUGUGUGUGGAUGUGUGUGUGUGUGUGUCUGUGUCAAGCUUUGUGUUUCCUCCCAUGCACAUGCUGUGUAUGCAUCCAUCUGUGAACAUGCAUGUGUGUCGUUGUACAUGUGUUGGCAGCAUGUAACCCCAGUGUGUUUUCAUACCAGUAUUGAUACGUUGGGAUCACUGUUCUGUAGAAACUGGGGUUUGACUGAUGUUUCCAAAAUUCAAACCAGAUCAACCAGUCGCUCAGUGGCCUGCUGGUAUGAUGGAGGCUCCUCCGGACCACAGGGACUGAUAAGUGUUCUGAAAUACACCGACAUUAGAAGAGGACAAUCGUCAAAAUGGUCUUCACAAUCAAAUCAGAUUAAAAAGUCCUGGAUGAUGACGUUAAACUGAAGAAUACAACCAAACAUAUUGAGUUUGAUCUCAUAUCGUUCAUAUCGGACGAACAUGAAUCCGAUAAUGUCUCUGAAAGGCUGAAUUUGGCAAAUUGUUAUCUCCCAAUCCAUAACUCAGUCGGGCUCCAUCCAUCUUUUAAACACUUUUAAAGCAUUUCAACAUCUUUCACUGAACCCCCCCCCAAACGUACCAAACAUCACUAUCAGCGGUUAAGGCAUCGGUCAAACCCUGGUGGAAGGCAGCUGAUCCGAGUGAAGGAGACAUCUUGUGGCCUUAGGACAGGAGGAAGGAGCUGAGGUGGUCCGCUCGUCCCUCGUCCAGCUGCAGAGACACGUCCCGGAUCUAAUCCUCGUUGCGCUCAGUAUCGAGACAAUGAUCAGCUGGAGGAGGAGUUGUGUUGCACUGAACACGCGUGUGUAGUGGACGUGUGCGUGACAGUGGGAGCGGGACAGUUUAUGUGUUCAAGAAUUUUGGGCUUUUCUCCGUGCUACGGUUCCUUUUUUUGUUGUUUAUAUCCCUAUAUAUUGUUCACGUGUGUAUUAUUAUCAUAUUUAGUUUGACGACUUGUUUAUUCAUGGAAACAAAUGAAAAACAAACAAUAUUAUUGAUUUUUUGUUUUAUUUUCAUGUUUUUCUGUUGUUGUUUUUUUCUUCAAAUUGUAUGUAAUUAUUUUUCCACCGUAUUACAGAAAAUAAAAGAAGACAUGGCUUUCAUAAACA
Molecule: messenger RNA, 7704 nt
Organism: Platichthys flesus (European flounder)
Lineage: Eukaryota; Metazoa; Chordata; Actinopteri; Pleuronectiformes; Pleuronectidae
Gene: kirrel1b
Product: kirre like nephrin family adhesion molecule 1b
Exons: 15
Coding region: 305-2842 (845 amino acids)
Biological process (GO): cell-cell adhesion
Cellular component (GO): cell-cell junction
Molecular function (GO): cell adhesion molecule binding
Source: RefSeq, a predicted model, not a curated record